UUUACCCAAUUAAAAGAGUACCGAGUUAUUUUGCUUGGAUUCAAUUAACGCAACUUCCUUUCCAAGUUGUUGCUGUGGUGGUGUUCAGAUAUCCAAAUCUAAUGAUGUGUUCAGUUACAGCUGAGAGUGUUUGGCUCCAACAGCCCAGAUAUGAAGCAGCUGAAGCAGACUUCCAAUGUUAUUUAAACAAAUCUAGAACUCCAACCACCCAGGACAACACAAGUUGCAGUGCUUUAGUUACCGACAUACAACAGAUACGGCAGCAAAUCCAAACUGCUAUGAACAACACACUGCUCAGGGAGAAGGGAGAAGAGAAAGCAGGUGCGCAAACAGUUGGUCUUGAACAACGAGUCAGUCUAUUAGAAAAAGAAAAUAGGGAAUUAAAAAAAGCUGUUGAAGAACUAAAAAAAAUGACCAGUGCCUUAAAUCUUCAAUUAAAAUCUGGAACUAAAGCUAAUGUUGAAGUUGACAAAAACAGCAAUAACAUUGUAACCAAGAUGGAUGUAGAAGAAACCAAAGAUGCAGAAUCUUCAGAAGAGGAUGAUGAUGAUGUCAAUCUUUUUGGCUCUGAUGAAGAAGAGGAUGAAGCAAAAGUCAGAGAAAGAGAAGAAAGAAUUAAAGCAUACCAAUUGAAAAAAUCUAAAAAACCUGCAUUGAUUGCCAAAUCUUCAGUUACUCUUGAUGUCAAACCAUGGGACGAUGAGACAGACAUGAAGAAGAUGGAAGAAUGUGUUCGUACAAUACAAAUGGAUGGUUUGCUAUGGGGAGCUUCCAAGUUAGCACCUCUUGCUUAUGGAAUAAAAAAACUGAUAAUCUUGUGUGUUGUGGAAGAUGAAAAAGUCAGUGUUGAUGACUUGCAAGAAAAAAUUUGUGAAUUUGAAGAUUAUGUUCAAAGUGUGGAUAUUGCAGCUUUCAAUAAAAUCUGAGGCGGAGUUCAAGACACAUGUUAUUUAAAGAGCUCAUAAAAUAAAGUUCUUCAAAAUAA
Octopus bimaculoides (California two-spot octopus) is the source of this 985-nucleotide messenger RNA. RefSeq names its product elongation factor 1-beta. Gene Ontology annotation, cellular component: cytosol; eukaryotic translation elongation factor 1 complex. The record is from RefSeq and is a predicted model, not a curated record. Lineage: Eukaryota; Metazoa; Mollusca; Cephalopoda; Octopoda; Octopodidae. Gene Ontology annotation, biological process: translational elongation. Gene Ontology annotation, molecular function: guanyl-nucleotide exchange factor activity; translation elongation factor activity.